AUGAAACUUGAUAGUAUUAUAAUAAUUUUAACAUUCAACGCGAUAUUUUGGAGUUUAAUUAAUUCUGUUAAAAAUAAUAAAGAUAAAAAUGAGUUAAAUAAAGUUAGGGAAACCUCAAAGGAUAAUGAUGGGGCUGAAUCAUCGGUUGAUCCUCAAAUUCAAAUGUUAAAACCAAAACCUAAAAUUGCAAAAAAGGGCACAACAAAUGAUAAAAAAGAAGAAAAAAGGUUGAAUAGAAGCGAAUAUAUGAAAAUUUACCGUCAAAAAAAUAAAGAAAAGAUUAACGAAAAUAACCGAAAAUACCUAGAAAAUAAUAAAGAAAAAAAGAAAGAAUCUGCUCGAAUUUACCGACAAAAUAACAAAGAAAAGAUACGAGAAAGUAAGCGAGCUCAUUACCAAAAUAAUAGAGAAAAUUUGAAAGAAUAUGCCAGAAAAUACCGAGAAAAUUAUAGAGAAAAGAGGAAAGAAUCUGCUCGAAAAUACCGAGAAAGGAUGAAAAAUAAAAAAGAAAACUUAAAAAAUGUUGAUCCAAAAGUAGAAAAUAUUCAUUCUAAUAAUAAUGAAGGAACUUCUUUUGUUAAUACACAGAAUGCAGAUUUUAGAAAUAAAGGUAAAUUGCCUAUAGUUUACGAAGAGAGCAUUCAAUUUGAAGAAGGAAAUCUUUUUAAUCAAGAGGAGGAAGAAAGUAACAAAUACGAAGCAGAAACUUAUAUGGAAGAGCAAAAUCAAACUGUGGUGAAAGAGCCAACUAAAAUUAAUUCCAUAAAUCAGUCAGAAUCAGACGAGGAAGAUUAUCUUCGUUAUCUGAACGAUAAACCUGAGGAUGAAGAUUGA
Messenger RNA from Meloidogyne enterolobii, 834 nucleotides. NCBI's taxonomy places the organism in Eukaryota, Metazoa, Nematoda, Chromadorea, Rhabditida, Meloidogynidae. The record is from the annotation of a GenBank genome assembly.